Talaromyces marneffei is the source of this 1500-nucleotide messenger RNA. RefSeq lists its product as uncharacterized. Gene Ontology annotation, cellular component: ribonucleoprotein complex; nuclear outer membrane-endoplasmic reticulum membrane network; endoplasmic reticulum. The record is from RefSeq and is a predicted model, not a curated record. Bases 1 to 1500 code for a protein of 499 amino acids. Gene Ontology annotation, biological process: intracellular mRNA localization. NCBI's taxonomy places the organism in Eukaryota, Fungi, Ascomycota, Eurotiomycetes, Eurotiales, Trichocomaceae. The transcript is spliced from 3 exons. Gene Ontology annotation, molecular function: mRNA binding.
AUGGCUUCCACUGCCACAGACGCUGCUGUCGAGCAGAAGACUCGGCCCACAAAACCCGAUGAGGCUACAUACAAAGCCAAUUUGGCUAAAGCCGAAAAGGAACAUACUGCUGCUCAAGAGAAAUUGAACCAAAUCAAGGCCAAGAUUGAAAGCGCAAAGCCUAGCAACCAGGACUCGCCUGCUGCUAAGAGACAAAAGGAACUCCGUGCUGAGCUCUCUGCAAUCCGCCAAAAGCAACAAGGUUUCAAAUCUGCCCGUUCUAGCACCCAGGAGAAGCUCAAUGCUCUUGAUUCCACCCUUAAGGCCCGCGUUGCCGAGCAGAACAAUUCCCGCGGCAAGAUCGCUUUCAAGAGUGUCGAGGAAAUUGACAAGGAGAUUGCUCGCUUGGAGAAACAGGUCGAUUCCGGUAGCAUGCGCUUGGUCGAUGAGAAGAAGGCCCUUUCCGAUAUUUCCAGCUUGCGCAAGCAGCGCAAGAACUUUGCCGGUUUGGAUGACGGUCAAAAGAACAUCGACGCUUUGAAGAAGCAGAUUGCCGAAUUGAAGAAGACUCUUGACAACCCCGAGGCCCGUGCUUUGAGCGACAAGUACAACGAGAUUCAGCAGGAACUCGACUCUAUCAAGGCUGAACAGGACUCUGCUUUCAAGAACCUGAACUCUCUCCGGGACGAGCGUACCAAGUUGCAGCAGGAACAGCAAGCCAAGUUCACCGCCAUUCGUGAGCUCAAGGACACAUACUACAAGGAGCGCAAGGCCUACAAAGAAUACGAGGAUGAGGUCUGGCGUGCUCGCCGUGAGCGCCAAAAGGCUGAGCGUGACGCUUUCGAACGGGAGAAGAAGAAGAAGAUUGCCGACAAGAAGUUGGAGGAAGCUUCCCAGCUUGCUUACACCGAUGAGAUCUUGACUGCUCAGGGACUUAUCCGCCACUUCAACCCCAACUACGACUUUGCUUCUCUUGGUCUUGACGACAACAAGAGGACUGCAGGCGGUGCUUUCCGUGCCGAGGUUGGACGUACUGUCGACGAGUCCGGCAUCAAGGGCAUGAAGGUUGUCAAGAAGGACGAGGAAGACUACUUUGUUGGUACUGGCGGCAAGAAAGGAAAGAAGGGCAAGAAGGGUGGCAAUGCCUCUCCUGCCCCUGCUGCCGAGGGCAAGUUCAACCUCAGCUUUGGUGUUAUUGAGGAUUUCGCCAAGGUCAAGGUCGAUCAGCCCAUGAGCCAGGCUGAUGUUCCCGCUGUUGUGGAGAAGUUGGCCGCUAAGAUUACCGAAUGGAAGAAGAACCAGGCCGCCAAGACUGAGGAGAACAUCAAGAAGGCCAAGGAGGAAAUUGAACGUCUCGAGGAAGAAUCUCAGCGUGCUACCGACCACGCUAAGAAGGUGGCUCAGACCAACGCCGGUGUUAACGGUCAUGUUUCCGCCGAAGCUGAGGCCAAGCAGGAGCAGGAUGGUGCUGACGAUGCCGCCGACGAGCUCAAGAAAGCCACCCUCGAGGACGCCGAGUAA